Molecule: messenger RNA, 1760 nt
Organism: Chinchilla lanigera (long-tailed chinchilla)
Lineage: Eukaryota; Metazoa; Chordata; Mammalia; Rodentia; Chinchillidae
Gene: Lrrn4cl
Product: LRRN4 C-terminal like
Exons: 2
Coding region: 571-1260 (229 amino acids)
Molecular function (GO): protein binding
Source: RefSeq, a predicted model, not a curated record
AUGAGUGUGACCCCUCAGCCUGGGAGAGGAUCUGGCAGGGCUGAGAACAGGAUGCUUCACUCGCUUUAUACCCCUCCCUCCAGCGCUAGGAGGCAGAGGCAGGAAGUGACCUGGGAUGGGGUGGCCUCCACCAAAGCAGUGUGUUGUAACCCUUGUUGGCCGUGCUGUCCACAGCUGUUCCCUCUGGCACCCAGGCAGGUGCCUUCGAACCCCUCUCCCCGCCCCUGCCUGGCUCCUGCCUGGCUCCUCCACGCUUGGCUGCAGGCCACGGCCCACCCCUGUACCAGGCCCCAUCCCACCCCUGUGCCAGGCCCCAGGCAUCCCAGCCCUGUCCAUGGGGAGCAGAGGCUUCCCCGCCCAGCCCUGGCCAUGACUCAGGCUUGGACAGCCCUCCUGGCAUUCCUGCCUUCACGGGGUGGGGAGCAGGAGGGGCCAGGUGGUGACAUCAGAGUGGGGUACGAAAGCUGCAGCAGAACGGAGCUAAGUGGGAAGCUGACCUGACUGCGUUGCCGCUGCAGCUGCUCCACCUGCAACCCACGGAUUCCCCUCGUCAAGGCACCUGCUGGCUCCAUGCCGGGCUCUCCCUGGCUCCUGUGGCUCCUGGCCUGGAUCCUCGCCUUGGUUCCCGGGGCACAGCCGGCGGCCCCCCAGGACCCUGAAGAGGACCCCGAGGCCACACCUGAGCUGCCUGUGCCCUGUGACUACGACCGUUGCCGCCACCUGCAGGUGCCGUGUGAGGAGCUGCAGCGGGCCGGGCCGGCGGCCUGCCUGUGUCCUGGGCUGUCGAGCCCAUCGCAGCCCCCCGCCGCGCCGCGCCUGGGCGAGGUGCGCGUGCUGGCCGAGAAAGGCUGCGCGAAGGUGCACUGGUGCGCGCCAGCCUCGCCCGUGCACCACUACCAGCUCCUGCUCUGGGAGGCCGCCGGGGCCCCGCGCAGGGGGCCCCCCCUCAAUAACACUGUCCGAAGAACCGAGCUGGGGGGGCUGCGGCCCGGGGGCACCUAUGUGCUCUGUGUGGUGGCCGCCAACGAGGCCGGGGAGAGCCCGGCUCCCGGGCUGGCGGGUGAGGACCCUGACGCGGCGGUUUCCCCCACCUUCGGGCCCUGUGGCCGGUUCUCAGUGCCCCCCAGGCCCGGCACCUUGGUGCACGCAGCCAUUGGGGUGGGUACCACCCUGGCCCUGUUGAGCUGUGCCACCCUGGUCUGGCAUUUCCACCUGCGCCAGCACUGGGGCUGCCCGAGACACCACCAAGCCACUGCCUGACCUCUUUGGGGCAGGCGGGAGCUGGGCUCUGCCCAGAGGGCUGGGGAUCCCAGAAGCAGCUGGGCUAUAGAGAGGCGGGGGACGUCCAGUGGUCAGGGAGGCUCUGCGUGUGUGAGGGGAGAACCUUAACCCCUGGGCACUGCAGCCCCACCACCAGUUCCUUGGCUGCAGCCAGCCAAACUGUCAUGCCCAUCGCCUCUGCCGCUCUGGCAGCUCCAGGGGGACUUUGAGAAAGGCUGGGGUGCUGGGCCCCCUACUUCUGUAGUUACCAGGGCUGAGAAGACCCACAUUAGAGUCUGCCUGGCCCUAGGAGGGGUGGAGAAGGGGGCAAGUUUGUCUCCUUGCUGUUUAAAACAAAAGAAAGCAGUAAUCCCUAGUGGGGGGGUAUGAAAAGAAUUAAGGUGGUAAUGUACAGGGACCAGCUCCCCACAUGAAUGUAGUUCUUACUGCAAACUUGGACUAGAAAGAAUAAAAAUUAGUAACAGUUACUGUACAAAGCA